Molecule: messenger RNA, 3544 nt
Organism: Vigna radiata var. radiata (mung bean)
Lineage: Eukaryota; Viridiplantae; Streptophyta; Magnoliopsida; Fabales; Fabaceae
Product: probable disease resistance protein At4g27220
Exons: 4
Coding region: 232-3420 (1062 amino acids)
Molecular function (GO): ADP binding; protein binding
Source: RefSeq, a predicted model, not a curated record
GGCUACGACUUCCGAGGGCAUAUCAGGAAAUUUCCACGAAACUCUGUCUCUCCCUGAACCGAGUCCAACCCUUGAACAGCCUAUAUAAUAAUACCACAGACUCAAUUCUAUACCCAACGUCAGAUGCAUCUUUCAUUUUUGCUUUUUGUUUUUCAAAUCACUCCUAAAUUUUGAAACAGAAUCAGUAAUCAACCAGCUGGAAGAAGGGCUUUAUUCGGAAAUAUAGGAAUAAUGGGUAGGCCAAAAGAUGAGUACUACUGGAAUCAAGUUGAUAGAGAAGAAGAUGGUGGCUUGAAGUGUAAGCAUUGUGGACUGAAAUUCAAAGGAGGAGUUUCAAGAAUUAAAGCACAUAUUGAUCUAAUAGAAGGAAAAGGCAUUCGUAUAUGCCCCACAUCUCCCAAAUGUAUCACAUCUUCAGAUCAUUCCCAUCAAGAUAUCAAUGCCAUCACUCUAUCACAAGGGGUAGAAAGUAAUUUAGAAAUGGAUGGUGGUGCAAGUACAUCAUUAGCUGCUUCAUUUGAAGGUAACGAAGAACAAUGUGAUACUGGUGUUUUAACUACUUUGCAAAGUAAAUUAGAUGAGUUGAGGUCCGAUCUAACACGUGAAGAAAAGGACAUUCAGGGACAAUUACAAUUGCUGGAGUCACAUGGCAAGAGGUGCAAGAGAAAGGUUGACCUUUGGUUGAAUGAAAUACAAAACAUGAAACAAAGAGCUAUUGAUAUGAAAAACUCACUGAAUCAGUUUCGGUGCUCUGACUUUUAUGUACCACAAGGAGAAAUGUAUUCGGCUGAAGAAUCGCAAAAGAAAAUACAACAUUUGACUGAAGAAAUUCAAAAGCAUAAGAAAUUGAAGCCUCUGGUGUUGUCUAAUGAAUAUUUUGGUAGGAAAUUUGAGAAAAAUGUUGAGACGUUGUGGAAGCUUAUGAGAGAUGAUCGAGUUUUCAUCAUUGGCAUAUAUGGAAUGGGGGGAGUGGGAAAAACAUUCCUAGCAAAGUACAUGCAGAGUGAGAUAAAAAGGACCAAAACUUUCGAGAAUGUCUUAUGGUUCACUGUUCCUUAUUCUUUUUCCAUUUUCAGUUUGCAAGAGGACAUUGCAAAAAUAAUAAAGGUAAGGUUUCACACCUACGAUGAGACCGAAAGAGCAAUGAUUUUGACCAAAGAGUUAGAAAAAAGAGGAAACAUAAUACUUAUUUUGGAUGAUGUAUGGAGAUAUGUUGACUUAGAAAUGGUAGGAAUUUCUCUCAGAAUAAAUGGUAUUAAAUUGAUCAUCACAAGUCGGUUGAGAGAUAUCUUCCAACAGAUGGAUUGUCUAUCCAUUAAUAUAAUAGAAGUGAGCCCUUUCUAUUAUUAUCAUCAUUAUAAUUCCUGUGAUAUUUAUUAUCGUAAUGAUUAUGAUGAUGAUUCUGAUGAGGAUGACGAUAAAUAUGACGAAGCUUUGAAGUUAUUUUUGCUGAAACUUGGAUCCUAUGGGACACCCUUAACACUUUCCCCUGAAGUGCGGGAUAUUGUAAGAUAUGUUGUAAAGGAGUGUGAUGGUUUACCCCUUGGAAUCAGUGUGAUGGCUCAAACCAUGAAAGGGAAAACUGAUAUCCAUUGGUGGAGACGUGUGCAAAAUAAAUUUGACAAAUUGAAAAUGGGAGUAGAGAUGCAGGAUAAAGUUUUCACUGUAUUAAGAAGGAGCUAUUUUAAUUUAAAAGAAAAGGACUGGCAAAAGUGUUUCUUGUAUAUUGCAUUGCUACCUAAUUUUAUGCGUAGAAACUGUUUGAUUAAGAAGCUUGUUGAUACAGGACAAUUAGAGGGAAACGGGAGUUUGGAAGAAAUAUUUGACGAGGCAAAUGUCUUAGUCGAUAAGCUCGUAAACGAUUCUUUAUUGGAGGCGAACAAGGAGAAGGAAAUAAAGCAUCUUUCAUCAUAUAAAAAUGAUUUGGUAUUGUCAAUGCAUGGUUUAGUGAGGAAAAUGGCGUUGAAUAUCUUGAAGCAGAGUGUCAAUAACAUGAUGAUAAAAUGUAAUGGAAAUAUGACAAAAAUACCUUACACUGAGAAAUGGGCAACUGAUUUGGAAGUAGUUUCUCUUGCUCAUAACAAUAUACAAGUAAUUCCAGAGGGAACAUCUCCAAAUUGUCCACGCCUCUCGACCUUGCUUUUAUUUGAAAAUUCCAUUUACCAUAUUCCAGAGUGUUUCUUCGCUCACAUGGAGGCUCUAAAGACACUUGAUUUAUCAAAAAAUAAAUCCUUAACAUGUUUGCCUCAUUCGCUAUCUAAUUUGACGUCUCUCACUUCCUUAAUGCUCCAUGAAUGUUCAGAAUUAAAUUAUAUACCUCCACUGGGAGAGCUACAUUCAUUGUUAAGGUUACAGAUUUCAAGUUGCUCCAUCAAAGCACCGCCGCAAGGUUUAGAAAAUCUAAUAAACUUGAAAUGGCUAGAUCUGUCCAUGAAUAAGAAUUUGAAGUUAGUACCAGGAAGUUUUCUCCCUAGUUUGACGAAAAUUCAUUACCUUGAUCUUUUGGGUUGUGCAGGAGGCAUAGAAGUAGAAGAUGUAAAGGGAAUGACUAUGCUGGAAUGUUUUGCGGGAACCUUUGUCGUUCAAGAUAAUUACAAGGAUAAUUUCAGCCGUUAUGUGCGAGAAAUCUUAGACAGUACUAAUGGACCUCAAACUUAUUUCAUUAAUCUAGACAAUAAGCGUAAUAUGUCUACUUUAAUUGAAUAUCCUUUUUCCAGAUUUAAGGAUAGAACUAUGAGUUUUAGUGAUUGCAAAGAAUUGAUACAUUUUCUCCCAAGAGAUCUUCUGAAAUUAGAAUUGAAGUACAAUGAUCAUUGGAUAUGCUUAUGCUAUGGUCUGUCAUCAUAUGAUAAUUCUCUUCUGGAGGAAAUUCGCAUUUAUGAUUGGAAAAAACUCAAGAGCUUGUUUUGUUCAUCUUGUUACUUAUGCACCGAUAUCAAAAACCUUCAAUCUUUGAACCUUAAUUGUUUAGAGAGUUUAACUGUCAUUUGCAAGAAAUUGCCUGAGAAUGACAUGUUCUCUAGUCUCAAAACCUUGUGUGUCCACAAAUGUCAUCAAAUGAAGAUUUUGCUGACAUCAAAAUUAGUGCGACAACUUCAAAAUCUAGAGUCUAUAACCGUGUCACACUGCAAUUCAAUUGAACAAAUAUUUGGAGUGGCUUAUGAUAAAGACAAAGAUGAAGAAGAUGAAAAUGAAGAUUAUGAAGAUGAAGAAGAUGAAAAUGAAGAUUAUGAAGAUGAAGAUGAUGAAGGUGAUAGUAACAUAAUUAUACUUCGUAAGUUGACGUGGUUGAGCAUCACAUAUUUACCGCAACUAAAGACCGUGUAUAAGGGAAUUUUAAUUUGUACAUCUGGAUUUAAAUCAUCCAUAGAAAAUUGUCCCCAAUUAUGUAAACCCAGAAUAGAAUAUGAGGCUUCAUGAUUGUCCCAAAUUCAAAUUAUGUGAACCCAAAAUAUGAUUGUGAAAUUGUUUUACGCAUUUUUUUCUUUUAUUCAAUACUGUAUGCUUUCAUAAACUAAUUGAAGGGACACGUUUUUCCAAAUCA